UCCCGCUCAGCCUGCCGCUAUUUAGCAUCAUCUGGUCAAUGGAUUAUACAGUUUCCCUUCAAGUGCAACAUCAGCUGACAUUGUUCCCGACACACGUGUACCAGGGCUACAGUUUGGAGUUACAGAUGAAGUCAACAGAGGUGGACCAAGGGCUUUUCACAGACAGCUACUGCAAAGUGUGCAGCGCUCAGCUCAUCUCUGAGUCCCAGAGGGUUGCCCAUUAUGAGAGUCGGAAACACGCCAACAAAGUUCGACUGUAUUACAUGCUACAUCCCGUGGAUGGAGGCUGCCCUGCCAAGAAGCUCAGAACAGACAAUGGCAGCGAGGAGGGCGACGUGGACAAGAACAAGUGCUGCACGCUGUGUAACAUGUCCUUCACCUCAGCAGUGGUGGCACAGUCACACUACCAGGGUAAAAUCCACGCCAAGAGGCUAAAACUGCUACUGGGGGAGCAGCCCGCCAUCACAGCCAAAGAGGUGCCCCCCAGUCCUGUGAAGAGCUCCCCAGAAACGACCCUCAUGACCUCUCCGCGAGAGCGCCGGGACUCGGACCGCUACUGCCAGCUAUGCAAUGCCUGGUUUAACAACCCUGGCAUGGCUCAGCAACACUAUGAUGGCAAAAAGCACAAGAAGAACGCUGCCAGGGCAGACCUGCUGGAGCAGCUGGGCAAGACCCUGGACAUGGGUGAGAUGAAAGGUCUGAAACGAAGCUAUACCUGUGAAGUCUGCAGCGUCACGCUGAAUUCGGUGGCACAGUACCAUGCACACCUGCAGGGUUCAAAGCACCAAAACAACCUGAAGAAUCAGAUAUGUGUCCAGUGAACGUUGGGUGACGAUGAAAACCAACCAUUGGAUUGAUGUCAGACAAGCUGGUGGUCAGCUUGCCCUGCUUCUUCUGCCUCUGCCCCGCCUCCUCGCUCUCCUCCACAUCAUCUCUGUUUCUCUCUCUCUCUCUAUCUCUCUUCUGUCUUUCACUCUGUCUGUUUUCGGCCGCCCCGCCACAGAGGAAAAGAAAGAGAUUUUGUAAACCACUCUAGCACUGCAUCAGCUCUCCCACCCAUCGAUAGACAGCACUGCUUAGACACAGUUCCUCCGCUUUUUCCGCAGUUCCAUCGCUGGCCACUCUGAAAACCAUCGACCUUUGACAUUCAACUGCAGCUGUGUACUGGGUGUUUUUGUAAAGAUGCCAUGUCAGUCUGACAGUAUGAAAGUGGAUUUGACACACGGCAGCCUCUCGAAAAAUGCAUGGACUAAAUUCUAACUUACUCUCCAUAAGACGGUAAGAGAGAGGAAGACUGUACUCUCAGUGGAAAUUUGACUGGAGGAUGUGAGGGUUUUGUCUUUCUUUUUUUUUUUUUUUGUUAAUUCUACGCAACCUCUGUUUGCUUCUAUUUAAAUGAUGUGGAACAUCUUUAUUUGAAGAUAAAGGUAUGUCAUUUAGCAUUUGUGACUGGAGUAAAUCUACGAGUUAAAAAAAAAAAAAAUCCUACACACAAAUAUAGCUUAAUUUUAAUUUAAGUUUUUAGCACACACAUCCCUAGUGGAGCUAAAUCCCCUUGUGUCUUAAAGGGUUGGUACAACAAAAGGAGAAGGAGGAGGAUGCAUGUUUCAGCAGGAGGUGCAGGCCACCGAGCAGACACAGUUCAGUUAAAAACAAAGGAAAGCCGCACACUCCAGUUCUUUUACUGAGGUUGAAACAAUCAACCAGGCAAAGGCUUCUUCGGGUUUUCAAGACACAAGAUAAACACACAUGUAUUUAUAGGAUAGAAUCAGGUAGAGCUGUGGCUACGAGGUCAUACAUUGAAGGACCAUUCCAGUGAUUCUGCAUAUUUUGCAUAAUGUCUGCAAAAUGUGUAUACUUUUUUCCUCCCUUUCAUCCAGCCAUUGGUUUCCAUUAAUUCUACUAUUAUAUUUUAUAAAAAGAAAAUUCAGACACUUAAGACUUUCUUCACAGCAGUAUUCCAUCCCCAUAAUAAAGUCAUGCACAUUAGUUUUCGUAAAAGCAGCAGCACUGCUGUGUUUUGAUGACUUGAUAAUGGGCGGAGUGACACGGCCACUCCAUCAGAAAAUAGUCCAUGGGGAGAGGUUUGCUCAAUACAGCCAAUUAUCAGUUCUGUGGUUUAUGAAUGGAAAUGCCUUUGUUAGCUGCAGAGGCAGAACAUUAGGAGGUGGGGGUUGUAAAUGGGCCAAACAUUUAAAAUCACUCAUACGCUCCUUUACACAACCAUUGUCACUGUUCGUUUCAUUGGACGCUACAUCAUAUUCACCAAGCAGCAGUUGCAGGGAACAAUUUGUUUAAAUAAACAACAUACAAAUGCGUCAAGUUCCUUUUGUUAGACUGAUUAUAAGGUUAAUACAUUAAAAAGUCCAUAUUUCAUGAUAAUAUGAAACACAA
Myripristis murdjan (pinecone soldierfish) is the source of this 2394-nucleotide messenger RNA. It is a transcript of the gene zmat4a, whose product is annotated as zinc finger, matrin-type 4a. The coding region runs from base 39 to 821 and encodes 260 amino acids. Gene Ontology annotation, cellular component: nucleus. Lineage: Eukaryota; Metazoa; Chordata; Actinopteri; Holocentriformes; Holocentridae. The record is from RefSeq and is a predicted model, not a curated record. The transcript has 7 exons. Gene Ontology annotation, molecular function: nucleic acid binding; zinc ion binding.